Messenger RNA from Plutella xylostella (diamondback moth), 2987 nucleotides. It is a transcript of the gene smid, whose product is annotated as nuclear valosin-containing protein-like smid. Gene Ontology annotation, biological process: ribosome biogenesis. The record is from RefSeq and is a predicted model, not a curated record. NCBI's taxonomy places the organism in Eukaryota, Metazoa, Arthropoda, Insecta, Lepidoptera, Plutellidae. Gene Ontology annotation, cellular component: nucleus. Gene Ontology annotation, molecular function: ATP binding; preribosome binding; RNA binding.
UCAAUUUUCAACUGUCAAAUUUUGUCAAACGUCGCCGAGCAAAAACAUACAUCGAACAUCACGUUUUUCCUCAACAAUUGCAUUGUAAUUACUCGAAAUGAAGAAACACCAGACGCGGCAGAAGAUCAGCGACCCCGUGAUCGUGUCGCGCGUCAAGAACUACCUCGCGGAGAAUGUGGACAAGACGUUCGUCGACGUGAGCCAAAUGGCGCGAUCUCUGAAGGAGCGCUACCGCGAAUACAACAACAGAAGCGACAGCGCUUUCUGCCAGAUGGUCGAGAACGCGUACAAGGUAGUCCUACAAAGCUACGGGUUAGACGGAGCGACGACCAGCGAGGCUUCAGAAGAGGAGUCGGACAUGGAGAUGAGCGGUAGCAUGAUCAAUGACCAUCUGCUGCAGAUGUACAAGAUGCAGGACAAGAAGCGGCCCGCCGCCGCCGCCGCGCGGAGAGACAAGCCCGAGGAGCCCAUCGACAUCCUCAGCAGCGACGACGACGGCGGACAGGCGCCCAAACUACCAAAAAUCAAUGACCAAAUCACCAUCACCCCACACAUACCCACCAAGAACACUAACAGCACUUUAAUUGUGGAGGACACGCCGAAAUCUCACCAGAAAUCUACCAAUGACAAGAAAAGGAAGAAUGAGUCCAGUAAAGGGCCAGCGCCAAAGAAAAAGUUCGAUUCUAUGGCACCUAAGACUGUGAAAGUGAACUUUGAAGACAUUGGUGGCAUUUCAGAGAUUCUGACUCAGAUUUGUGAUCUUAUUUUGCAUAUGAAGCACCCUGAAGUGUACCAGCGGCUCGGUAUAAAGUCUCCGAGAGGGGCCCUCCUGCACGGACCUCCAGGGACAGGGAAAACACUGAUAGCUCAUGCAAUAGCGGGGAAACUGCAGCUACCCCUUGUUGCUGUGUCGGGCACUGAGCUAGUUGGUGGGGUCUCGGGAGAGUCCGAAGAGAGAAUAAGAGAGCUGUUUGAGAGAGCCUCGUCUGUUGCACCAAGUGUAUUAUUCAUUGAUGAGAUAGAUGCAGUCUGCGGCAACAGGAUACAUGCACAGAAAGACAUGGAGAAAAGAAUGGUGGCUCAAUUACUUGCUAGUUUAGAUGCCCUAAGUGAAAAUGAAAGUAAUGUUUUAGUUCUUGCUGCUACAAAUAACCCAGAUGCCUUAGAUCCCGCCUUACGACGUGCCGGUCGCCUUGAACAAGAGAUUACACUAGGUAUACCCUCACUGAAAGCCAGGAAAGAAAUCUUGGCUAUUCUCUGCAGAAAUUUAGUUUUAGGUGAUGAUGUUGACAUGAGUGCUUUGGCACAAAUCACUCCAGGUUUUGUGGGAGCCGAUUUACAAGCUUUAGUGAAUAAAGCUAGCACUUAUGCUGUAAAGAGAGCCUUCAAGGACAUAAGAGCCAUUGAAAAAGUACAAAAACUAGUUAAGGAGGCUGAGGUGGCUAAGCCAAGUGAGGAGGUCAAGGUGACAAAUGGUGACAAGACUGAAGAAGCAGUGCCACCUGAAGGUGGAGGAGAUGCUACUGAAACAGUUCCUACUGAGAAUACUGAACCUGAAAAGGCAGAAGAGCCUACAAUAGAACCUGUCAAUAAUGGAGUGGUAACUGAGGCUAACAUUGAAGACAAAGAAGAAAUACCUGCCCCACCUGAAGACCCGAAUGCUGAGGCACUGAGUCUUCUUGAAAAUACCAAGCCUUACUCAGCUGAGCAGUUAGCCAGUCUAGCUAUCAAGCAAAUAGACUUUGUGGAAGCUUUAAAAACUACCAAACCUUGCGCCGUCAGGGAGGGUAUAGUGACCGUGCCCGACGUCACAUGGGACGACGUGGGAUCGCUCAGACAAGUGAGGAAGGACCUCCAACUAGCCGUCCUGGCUCCCGUCAAGUAUCCAGAACAACUGAAGAAGCUCGGCCUCGCGUCGCCCAGUGGCGUGUUACUCUGCGGCCCUCCUGGUUGCGGGAAAACAUUGCUCGCCAAAGCCGUGGCCAACGAAGCCGGCGUCAACUUCAUAUCAGUGAAAGGCCCAGAGCUACUGAACAUGUACGUUGGUGAGAGCGAGAGAGCAGUCAGGACUUGCUUCCGUCGCGCGCGUAACUCCGCCCCUUGCGUGAUAUUCUUCGACGAGUUCGAUGCUCUAUGUCCGCGGCGCACGCAGCAAGACAACAACGGAGCCGCCAGGGUUGUCAACCAGCUGUUGACUGAGAUGGACGGUAUCGAGAGUCGGGAAGGCGUGUUUGUACUCGCGGCGUCCAACCGGCCGGACAUCAUCGACCCCGCAGUGUUGCGGCCGGGCCGUCUGGACCGCGUCAUGUACGUCGGCAUGCCAGCGACAGAGGACCGAGUCGACAUACUACGGAAGCUGACCAAAGGCGGAGCGCAACCUCAACUAAGAUCUGACGUAGACUUCGAAGUGCUAGCUGGCUUGACGGAGGGCUACACGGGCGCCGACCUAGCUGGGCUAGUCCGCGCCGCCGCUACCCACGCCCUCACACAACACAUAGCCAAAGGAACCCUCGAGGAAGACAUCUUCGUUACAUUCGACAACUUCCGUGAGGCGAUCAGUAAAUGCAAGCCUUCAGUGUCCAGCAAGGAACAGCUGCAUUAUGAGAAGUUGAGGGUCAAGUACGCUUCAGGAUUUGAUGACAAGGAAAUGGAAAUGGAGACGGAGGGAGUGACGAACGAAGAGUCGAUGGACACUGUGUGAGAAUCAUUCGUAUUGUGAUGUUUCAUACAAAUAUAGCACCACAAUCACUGCAAUAAGCCGUGUGUAGAGUAUCAUUGGAUUAAAGUGCCAAGUUGCCUGCUGUAUGUUUCCAGUGAAUGUCAAUGUUAUUUACAAUUAGUUUAAAAUGUGGUAGAGAGUUUAUAGUUUCGCAAGAGAUCCCGAUAUUUUUUUCCAAACUGUUAUCAUCCCAUAAGUGAGAGUUGUGACUGUAUUAAGGGUAUAAUUAAUUACACACUUUUAAUUAAAUAAAAAAUAAUUUUAUAAA